GCAAGAGCUGCACUGGUGGAUAACGCCAUCUACUACGUUUCGUACCUGUUUUUGGCCGUUUCCUUUUUGAUUUAUCUUGCCGGAACUGGUGUGACUUUGGACUGGCCUAAAUUGAAAGCCAUUGCUGCAACAGCUAGCAACACCUGGGGAUUGACCUUGCUCGUGUUUUUGCUUGGUUACGGACUUGUCGAAGUUCCAAGAACUUUAUGGUUGCGCUCGCAUCGAGGCCACGUAUUGCGAUACUCCUACUUUCAAGUUUCAAAGUUGGCGAUCGAAAAGACAGACGCUGAAGAAGAACUUGAGGAUAUUGUGCGGAUUUUGAAGACUCUGUCGACUCAAAUACCCGUGGGUCACCCGCUUUACUUGCGCUUGGUGGAAAUUCGAGCGAAGUUACCAGAAUCAUAUGACGCAGCCUUUUCCACGGCCAGGACU
Molecule: messenger RNA, 432 nt
Organism: Notodromas monacha
Lineage: Eukaryota; Metazoa; Arthropoda; Ostracoda; Podocopida; Cyprididae
Source: the annotation of a GenBank genome assembly